Messenger RNA from Fusarium odoratissimum NRRL 54006, 2714 nucleotides. Its product is annotated as protein DML1. The transcript has 4 exons. The record is from RefSeq and is a predicted model, not a curated record. Gene Ontology annotation, cellular component: cytoplasm. Bases 297 to 1796 code for a protein of 499 amino acids. Gene Ontology annotation, biological process: mitochondrion distribution. NCBI's taxonomy places the organism in Eukaryota, Fungi, Ascomycota, Sordariomycetes, Hypocreales, Nectriaceae.
UUUGAAUAUCCUACUCAAUCAGGAUGAUACACCUUUCCAAUACUUUAUUGAAUUCUCGAAUUGAUGAUUAGAUAAGCUACUUAGGGUAUCAACAGAUGCAUGUUUGAAAACCACAAAUAUCCACUAUAUUCGUGUAGGGUAAGCACUUAUGUAGUCGCAGAUAUCUCCAUCGAUCAAGACUUCGCAUGUGAACUUUGACAUUUCACACUUCUACACGCAGGCUUGGUCUCUGAUUGCAUCAACUGUCUUAUGAUACAUAUAAAAGGCAUACAAAAUUCUAUAAUCACGGUCCCCAAAUGCGUGAAAUCAUCAGUCUUCAGCUCGGUCAGCUGAGCAACUAUACGGCCACUCACUUCUGGAAUGCCCAGGAGUCAUACUUUACAUACUCAGCCGACGAAAAGUCACCCAUAGAUCACAAUGUUCAUUGGCGGGCCGGUCUAGGCGCUGAUGGCUCAGAAACAUUUCUCCCACGAACAGUCAUAUACGACCUCAAAGGCGGCUUUGGUUCUUUACGCAAGAUUAAUGCACUGUAUGAAGCUGAAGCCGAACCAGAUCCUGCGGAAUUAUGGUCAGGUCAAUCAGUCGUUCACAAACAGGCACCCAUUAAUCCAAGCGAGUACCAGCAGAGCCUCGAUGCAGGCACUGAACCGGCACAACUAACAACCUCGAAUGUGAGAUACUGGUCCGAUUUCUCACGAGUUUACUUCCAUCCACGUUCACUGGUCCAGCUCUAUGACUUUGAGCUCAACUCGACUACCAUGCCCUUUGAGCGUUUCUCAAUGGGCACAGAGCUCUUCUCGAUGCUCGACAAGGAGCACGAUAUCGUGGAUCGAGACUUCAGGCCCUUUGCAGAAGAGUGUGACAGGAUGCAGGGAAUACAGGUCUUUACUACUAUCGACGAUGCUUGGGGUGGCUAUGCAUCCGCAUAUCUCGAGUCGUUGAGGGAUGAGUUCCCAAAGACAACCAUAUGGACCUGGGGUCUUCAAAGCCCCUUGCUUGAUAUUCCCAGAUCAAAGCGCCAACUACGCCUUGCGAACAUCGCUCACAGUAUCGAGCAGCUCUGCACGCAGGCAACGACAGUUGUUCCUAUGGCUUUACCCGAAGAGGACCUAUCAGCUGGAGUAUCGUUGGAUCGCCGCUCGCCCUGGCACACAUCUGCUGUCAUGGCUGCAGCUAUCGAAACAGCCACCUUGCCUACACGUCUGGUACAAGGCUCUUCGGAGCAGCCAAGUUCUCUAGACGACCUGGCUGAGAGUCUGAACGUCAAUGGCAAUCAGCCCCUGGCCAGCAUCAACAUGUCAUUGGCAUCUGCAAAAGACUCAUCGGAAGACAGCCGCAUCAAUGUCGACUUCUUCCAAAUAGGGCGCACUUGGAGUCGACAGCAUAUUGCUAGAUCGGAUGCCCAUAAGCAUGUCUUUGGUGAACUCCGAUCUUAUCGAGAUCUGGACCCCCUUGGGAACCUUGAUGAAGACGCUCCUGGACAUCUUGCUCCAGGUGAACGCCCCAUGAUAGGCAAUUCUGUUGUGCGCAAAUACGAUUCAUCUCUCAGAUUCCCGUUGCUGGACGCCUACCCCCAGAUCUAUCCCCAACUCAGUAGCCAUCCUGAUGUCAGCAUGCAAACCACACUCUCGACAAACAGCUCAUUAGUGCAACGGAUCAGAAAUUUGCGGUCAGACUCUGCUCGACUUGUGCCAGUCAACGAAAGAGAGGAUCUUGGUAACGGACUCGCAGAACUGGCGGAUGCCUACCAAGAAGGCUGGUUCAGUGGCAGUGAUGAUGACGACGAUGACCUAUGAUACAUUUGAUAGAGCUAGCCAUCAAAUCCGAAUAGAGUCGAGCAAUCUCGGGCACCAUUCACAUCUCAGGAACACGCGGGACAAAAACAAGAAGAGGUUUGGAGCAAAUCUCCCAAGGCUCAUCGAGCCUCAAAAAGUUUGUAUUGAUCUAGCAUGGCCAUUUCCUAGGUACAGAUAUAAUAUGAGGUUGCUGUAGGUCUUCAACGUUAUCGACCCGGCGACUAGACAGCUCCCAAUUUGGAGAUAUGUUGCUGCGAAGCACAAAAUGUUGAUUUAGCCAGCUGCCCUUCCCGCACUACACGUGCCUCUCUCUCUCUUUCUGCUGUUAUUAAUGUAGAUUAUUCAAUCUUCCAAUCGCAAAUAACGCCGCCAGUAAUGCAUUAACACAUCAGGCUGGCACUGCCAACUUACCAUGGUAGUUGAUGCAGUUCAGUCUGGUUGAAAGCGAACUUUUUUGUUUAUCUUAUGUUAGUUACGUGAUCAGCCACAUGCUAAUCGUCCAGCCACUUAUGGACUUGCCGAUAUUCUUGAUAUUUUUGAGAUACAGUGCAAGAUGCACAAUUGAGUUGUGGUCGAGCUCUUCCGAGCCAACUUUUGUGUGGAACGCGAAAUAUGCUAUCAUGCUCAGCCUGCGGCGGCAACCGAGGCUUGCUGUCUCUUCGCUGGGGGAGGAUUCUCCUAUUCGAGGAUUAGUAUACCCUAGCUGAGAGGGAUGUGCCAUCUGGAACAGCGCAUCUUGGCCGGCAAUGGGAAUUCGUCCGGUGAUGCUUAAAUACCUCUGGGGGCCCCCGUUUCUUGCCGUUUGCUGAGCCCUUAGCUGCAGCCUUCUUCUGGGGUUUCUUCUCGCCGUCGUCGAAUACAUCGUCUGGUAAAUUGAAGCUGUGCGGGUCAAAGUCAGCAGGCCAAGGUGCGUUGAUG